AUGGCGACCGGGUCAUCAACCUCAGCAGUCCAGCUCGAUAAACUAGAGCGGCCGCCGACGCCAAAGGAGGGAAGGCUCCUCAACACCGAAGGCCACCGCCUCGGGUCCAACGCGGACACCAUCGGCGGGCUCCCGGCCCCAACGACGACGGCCGCCGUCAUCCAGAAGUGGAACCGCCCGAGGUCCAGCGCGCUCAGGGUGCUCUCGUGCUUUUGGAGCCUGCUUGAUUCGGGGGCCAACGACGCCGCCUACGGUGCUUUGAUCCCCUAUCUCGAGAAAUACUACAACCUCACCUACGUCGUCAUCUCACUCGGCCAGCGCGGCAUCGCCAUCCUCGCCUCGGCAUGCCACGUCGUCGCCUACGUCAUCAUCGCCCAGCACCCGCCCUACCCGGCGCUCGUCGUUGUCUUCAUACUCGCGGGCGUGGGCAAUGGCCUGAGCGACGCGGGGUGGAACGCCUACAUCGGCAACAUGGAGCGCGCCGACGAGGUCCUCGACUUCCUGCACGCCUGCUACGGCGUCGGCGGCGUCGUCAGCCCGCUCACCGCCACGACCAUGACCAGUAAGGGGAAUCUGGGGUGGUGGAUGUUCUACUACGUCAUAAUCAACUUGACCGUCAUCGAGCUCGCCUGGUGCACGGCGGCCUUCUGGACGCAGACCGGGGCCGUCUACCGCGAGACGGUCAGCCACUCGGACAACGACGGCAACGCUGGCCUGCGGACGGCCCUCUUCAAGCGGCCUUAUGCCCGCGUCUCAUGGCUCAGCGCCCUGUUCCUGCUCGCCUACGUAGGUACAGAGGUAUCGCUGGGCGGCUGGAUUGUCCAGUUCAUGAUCCAGGUCCACCGGGCCGAAGCCUUCGACUCGGGCAUGACCUCGGUCGGCUUCUGGCUGGGCCUCACGCUCGGCUGCGUGGCGCUGGGAUUCGCGACACCCAGGCUGGGCGUCAAGCUCGCCGUGUCCGUCUACAUCCCCGCCGCCAUGGCGCUCGAGCUCGUCUUCUGGCUCGUGCCACAGUUCCAUGUCUCGGCGGUGGCCGUCGCGCUGCAGGGCUUCUUCCUGGGGCCGCUCUUCCCCGCCGUCGUCGUGGCGACGACGAGGCUACUGCCGAGACAUCUGCACGUCAGCGCCAUCGGGUUCGCGGCCGCGUUCGGGGGCGGCGGGGCAGCGAUCCUGCCCUUCGCGGUGGGCGCCCUGGCGCAGGUCAGGGGCGUGCAGGUCUUGCAGCCCAUCAUCCUCGCGUUCUUAGGGGUUAUGCUGGCGUUGUGGCUCGGCUUGCCUAAGAUCGGACACAAGGAGGAGUAA
This is a messenger RNA of Colletotrichum navitas, 1302 nucleotides long. Its product is annotated as major facilitator superfamily domain-containing protein. The record is from RefSeq and is a predicted model, not a curated record. The coding region runs from base 1 to 1302 and encodes 433 amino acids. NCBI's taxonomy places the organism in Eukaryota, Fungi, Ascomycota, Sordariomycetes, Glomerellales, Glomerellaceae. The transcript is spliced from 5 exons. Gene Ontology annotation, cellular component: membrane.